This is a messenger RNA of Leptopilina boulardi, 1080 nucleotides long. RefSeq lists its product as uncharacterized. The coding region runs from base 1 to 1080 and encodes 359 amino acids. NCBI's taxonomy places the organism in Eukaryota, Metazoa, Arthropoda, Insecta, Hymenoptera, Figitidae. The transcript is spliced from 2 exons. The record is from RefSeq and is a predicted model, not a curated record.
AUGGAGGAGAUUCUCAGCAUUCCAGCAUCAGUGAAUUUUGAUGAAUCCAUAGCUAAUUAUGAGAUUCACAGUCAUCAACCAUAUGCAUCCUCAUCGUUUAACAAUAGUGAUGAAAUUCGUAUUAUUGUACAAAAUCAAGAUUUAUCUAUUUUACCAAGCAAUAGUGUAUUACAUAUUUUUGGAAGGUUGACUAAUGCUGAUGGAACUGAUGCCACACAAAAUAUUCAUUUCACCAACAAUGCGAUAGCCUAUUUGUUUGAUGAAAUUCGUUAUGAAUUGAAUGGUAUUGAGAUUGACCGUUGCAAGUAUGUUGGACAUACAACUACUAUGAAAAGCUUGGUUUCUUUAACACCACCUCAACUUAACCGCGCUGAAAAUGCAGGAGUUUUGAAUGUGGAAUUGAAUACAAGAAUGGCAUUACAAGAUGGAUAUUUUGAUAUAUCAAUACCACUUGGUAUGAUUUUUGGUUUUGCUGAAGAUUAUAAAAAAAUUGUUAUGAAUGCUAAACAUGAACUGAUUUUAAUAAGAGCACGUAGUGAUUUAAAUUCUAUUAUUCAAAUGGGCGAAGGUGCAGAUGAACAGUUCAAAGUGCAAAUUAAUAAAGUGGAAUGGUUAGUGCCAUAUGUUUUACCAUCUGAUAAUAAUAAAAUCAAAUUAUUGAAAUUUAUCGAGAAAGAUCCACUAAUUUCAAUGAGUUUUCGAUUGUGGGAAAUGUUUGAAUAUCCUUUAAUUCCAUCAAGUACAAGAGUCAUGUGGCAAAUAAAAUCGUCAACACAAUUAGAGAAGCCUCGAUAUGUAAUUGUUGGAUUCCAAACAGGAAGAAAAGAUAAACGUAAAAAGUCUGCCAGUUAUUUUGAUCACUGCGACAUUACAAAUCUUGAUACUUUUAAAUCAUUGGCUCCUCUAAUUGUUAUUGAUUGUUCAAAACAAAAUGAGUUUCUCAAACAAACGUCAGUUGAUGUACGUUUGGAAUUUGAAGCUAGAAAUAAUAUACCUGCUGAAACAACUGCUUAUUGUCUCAUCAUACAUGAUCGCAUUGUACAGUAUAAACCAAUCAGCGGUAUAGUUAAAAAACUGUAA